Schizosaccharomyces cryophilus OY26 is the source of this 1408-nucleotide messenger RNA. Its product is annotated as cell surface glycoprotein. The coding region runs from base 354 to 1058 and encodes 234 amino acids. The transcript has a single exon. NCBI's taxonomy places the organism in Eukaryota, Fungi, Ascomycota, Schizosaccharomycetes, Schizosaccharomycetales, Schizosaccharomycetaceae. The record is from RefSeq and is a predicted model, not a curated record.
GAGAAAACACUGAAAGAUUAAAAAAUCAUCAAGGAUUUAGUUAAAGUUUAUUGUUUGUUUAUUUCCCAGUUUUAGAUUACUAUAUAAACGCCGUUCUUCUCACACAAAAUCUUCAGUUACGAAGAUUUUGCUGGCAGAGGAUAAUAGACGUGUUUAAUCACCAGAGACGUUACUAAAGAUAUAUCACUCCAGAUAUUUAGUAACUUAACUUAAUUAAGAGUAUUCAACUUGACGAUUCAAGCAUUUACAACUGUGUUCCACUUACACUCUCAUUACUAUACGGAGUAUUUUCCCGUGACAAUUACCUAACAACCUACCUUCUACCAGCGUGAAAGAAACUUGAAAUAAUUAGCAUGUCUAUCACAAGCAAUGAACUCAAUGAAAUAUUUUCCAACAAUUUUAACGUUCCAAUCCCCACUGAGCCCUCAUCAAAGGAGGGAAAAAGAUUCUUGAAGGAUUAUGAUAUCGCCAGCAGAAAAAGAAAACUUGAAGACGACAUUGAAAUUAACGAGAAACAAAAAGGUUUCCAAAAAAUAGUCGAUGAAUGGACAAGGUCGGAAAUGUCAGUCGAAAGUCAAGAACAGCCUCCACUAUGGUAUCAAAGGGAAAAGGAGGAACAGACGAGAAAUUUUAAUCUACUGUUAAAGGGCGUUAAUCAACUGCAAAGGAAUACGGAAACCUUACAAAGGAGCAUGGCUACUAUGCAGUCAAGCAUGGUUACUAUGCAGACAAGCGUCGAUACUUUAACGGGCAAGGUCAAUAGGAUCGAUAUCCGUUCCGUACGCAUGGAGAACAAGGAGUUGAGACGAGCAGGUUAUCCAAUCAUGGAAGUGCCAUUUCUGGAGGGCAAUAAUCCAGAUUCAGAAUUACCUAGGAUUACUUGUACUCAAGACAUCGAUCGCUUGUCUAAAGAUGAAUGUAUUAGGUACUUAAAUGGCUAUGGAAUAUCAUUUAACGCAAAUGAAACUAUUGCUCUGAAAAAGAAGCUUGCUAAUGCUGUUGGUUUGGUAUUGGACUUCGAUAAAGACUAUUCUUUCUCAGGGUUUUCAAAUCUUUAAUUAUAAUUUUUCAGUUAAAAUGUACGUUUAAAGCAUAUAUUUAUUAUAAGCAAUGAAAUGAUCGCUUUUCAGUCGCUCUGCUUAUGACAUGAAAUCAAGACCAAGACCAAGGAAGAACAUAUAAAGGUAAUAGUUAUGAAAAUUCUGAUACGAUCAAACACUAUGUUGCAAUGUGGGUUACAAAUUAAUAUGGCAAGUUAUGACUGUUUGUGCUUUCUGUGCUUCCAAUGUUGUUAGUGAUACUUAAUGAGAGAAGUACUUAAAGAGUAAUUCUAGUGUGAAUUCACAGAGCUGACUAGCAAUUGUACAAGGAUUAUCAUCUCGCCUGCCUACUCUAGGAUGAAACGUCG